AUGGACACCACGCCAUCGCAACCGUCGGAUUCGCAACCCAAACCCACCGACGACUCCGCAAAGCCCGCCGACACAGGCGCCGGCACCUCCGGAGGCGCCGAGGAGAAAUUCACAUCAGAAAAAGAGAUCAUCGGAAGAUGGAACGAGCUACGCGCAGAAAUCCAACGGCUCUAUUCCCGCAUCGCGGAGCACGAGCAGGAAUUGGCGGAGCACCGGCUAGUUUCCGCCGCGAUCGAGGGCAUGGACCCCUCCCGCCGCUGCUUCCGCGCGGUCGGCGGAGUUUUGGUCGAGCGGCGCAUCGGGGAGGUGGUUCCCGCGGUCGCGCGCAACGCGGCGGCGCUCGAAGCGGUGCGCGGUUUAACAUCCGCGUGCGGCCCGUGGAUGAGCUGUCGCGGGGGAGGGCUGGCGCGGAGGGGGGCGCGGGGGGAGGCGCGGGGGGAAGCGCGGGAGGCGGAGCGGGGGGAGCGGAGUCGAGCAAAGCGGCGGGAGCGUCGCAAGGGGUGUUGGUGGGGACGAGUGCUGCUCGCUAAGAGAUCUGAUCUGAAGUCUACCUGUGCUGUUCUGCCUGCCUGCAAGUGUGUCUCCUCCAGCCUCUAG
Closterium sp. Yama58-4 is the source of this 597-nucleotide messenger RNA. Lineage: Eukaryota; Viridiplantae; Streptophyta; Zygnematophyceae; Desmidiales; Closteriaceae. The record is from the annotation of a GenBank genome assembly.